Molecule: messenger RNA, 2610 nt
Organism: Dentiscutata erythropus
Lineage: Eukaryota; Fungi; Glomeromycota; Glomeromycetes; Diversisporales; Gigasporaceae
Source: the annotation of a GenBank genome assembly
AUGAAUUCUCAAUAUCGGCAAAAAUCGUCGGACAGAAAAAGGGCCAAUCCCUUGAUUGAUUUAGUAGAGACUGAAAAGAAAUAUAUAGGUGAUUUGAAAUGUUUGCUAAGGAGAGUUACAUCUUGUUGGAGUUCCGAGGAUCUUCCUCCUCCUGAGUUGGACAUACUGUUUCGUGCUAUUGAGGAAAUUUAUAAACGGAAUAAACAUUUUUACUCGAAAUUGGCAAGGUUUGGUUCAUCACCUCAAUCUGCCGAAGAACUUGGUGAUGCUUUAAUGGCCUGGGUGGAUGAAAUGGAAGAGCCAUACAAAAAUUAUUGUCAAAAGUAUCGACAAGGUUUUGAUAGAAGACAAGAUAUUGAAGAAAAUUUAGUUUUACAGCAGACUUUAAAUGAUAUUUCUGCCGAAAAUAAUCAGCCGGUAUCGUUAGAUUACUUUUUUGACAUACCGAUUAAAAGGCUCCAUUAUUAUAAAAAAUUGUAUAUGCGAUUAUUUAAAAGCACGGAACCUGGUCGUUCCGAUCAUACCAUUUUAGCUUCUGCAAACGAACGGCUUGAUCAAAUUAUUAAUAUAGAAAAGCAAGUUAAAGAAUCAUAUUUGAAAAAUCCGAUAAAUAAUACCCAAAAGUUAUAUCCCACUGUACCUUCACCUUCACCUUCAGUAGAAGAACGUAUUGUAACUUCUAUCAAAGAUCCGAUAAAUAAUUCCCAAAAAUUGUAUUCUAAUGCACCUUCACCUUCAGUAGAAGAACACACUGUAACUUCUAUCAAAGAUCAAGUUUUUUAUUCAAAUAAUUCUCUGGCGCAGGAUUUUGAAUUCCAUUCGCCCUUACUCGAACGACUUCAACAAGAACAUAUUCAUUCAAAAAAUUCUCCGGUUCAGGAUCCUGAACUCCAUUCGCCCUUACUCGAACGACUUCAACAAGAGCAUAUUCAUUCACCUAUGCCACAAAGACUCCACUCUCCAAUUUCUCCAAUACGAGAUUACGAAACUUCAAUUUCAGGUUACUUUCCUGAAGUUUCUGAAGAUCCUAAGUCUAAUUGGAAUAUAUUAGACUUACAACACCUCAUUGAUACUUCAAAAACUUUCGAUAUACGUACUAAAAAACCUAGAAAAGUAAAUUUGGUCCUACAACCGCCCAGUUUACCUUUCAAACGAGAAAUAGUUCUCAAUGAUGAUUUCGUUAUCGAAGUUCCAGAAUACGAUAGUGAUGAAAGAUUUCAUGUACGAGCACAUUUGUUCUUGUUAACCGAUCUCCUGUUGAUUUGUCAAAAAAUUGAUUCAAAAAACCAAAAUAAUUUUAAAUUUUGGUUAAUGUAUCAACCGUUGAGCGGAAAAAAUUUAUCAAUAAGAGAUAUAAGCUAUGAGGAAGGAGAUAACUCCAAAGACACUUGGUUCAAUGAAAUCUCUAAAGCGAUAAAGUUUGCCUCAGCUGGUGCUGUGAGGCCACAUGUCAAUACAGAUGUAAGAAAUUUGAAUUCAGCAGGUAGUAGUCCACUUACGCGAUCUGCUUCUCCAAAUACAGGUGUGUUAACACCUAAUAGCUCAGGAAGUCUAUCAAGGUCACCUUCAAGCUCGAGACUUUCACCUACAAACUUGAGAAUUUCACCUACAAACUCGGGACUAUCACCUACUAGUCCAAGGAAAGUAGGAUUACCAUCAAGACCGAAUCAGUACCUUGGACCAUUAAAUGGACGUUCACAAACUCUUGAUACUCCACAUCGAAUAAGUGAUCUUUCAUCUUCUAAUUCUAUAUCUCGAUCACAAUCAUUAUCAUCUCUUAAACGUUCUAAUUCUAUAAGUUCUUUAUAUUCGGUCGCUAGUAUUGCGGUAAUGAGAGAAAAAAUUUAUGAAUCACCACCCUGUCAAAUAUUUUAUUGGAUUAAUGGUAAUUGGAAACCUUUAACAACAAAAGAUCUAUGUAUAAUAGAAGUAAGAGUAACAACUAUGAAUAAAGGAUGUUGGGCAAUUUUAUUACAAAAGGAUCAUCGUAUGAUACUUAACGCAUGGAUUCAUCCAAAUACUACAAUAGAUAGAAAUUCACCAACUACUAUUAGUAUUUCAUGUGAAAUGGGAUUAAACAAAGAAUUUUAUCGAAUUUCAAUGCCAACACCUGAAGAAACUGAUAGAUUUUUUGCAAAUUUAAAUAAAGUUAAACAUUUACCAUUAGAACAUCCUAAUAAUAAUUUAUUAACUCCACCACCAGGAUUAUUAAUAUCAAGAUCUUCUUCAUUACAAUCAUUACAACAAAAUAAUGAUGGUCGUGAAAUUGAAAAAUCUAUAAGAUUAGCAAUGGAAUGUAGAUGUAAAUUAUUUUUACAAAAUGAUCAUGGAAUAUGGACAAAUCUUGGUUGGGGAAAUAUGAAAUUAGAAAUUGAAUCACCAUCACAAAGAAAGAAAUUAGUAAUAAAUAGUGAGAAACAAAAUAAAAAAUUGGUUGAUGCAAUUGUUCGAGAAGAUGGUGUAGAACGAGUUGGUAGAGCUGGUGUGGCUAUUACUUUGAAUAAUAUAGAUUUAGCAAAUAAUAGGAGAAUUAUUUACAUGAUGCAAGUAAAAGAGGAAGCUAUGGCAGUAAAAGCUUAUGGAAUUAUGAAACAAGGGAAAUACAAUUAA